This is a messenger RNA of Uncinocarpus reesii 1704, 1416 nucleotides long. RefSeq lists its product as uncharacterized. Bases 1 to 1416 code for a protein of 471 amino acids. The transcript has 2 exons. The record is from RefSeq and is a predicted model, not a curated record. NCBI's taxonomy places the organism in Eukaryota, Fungi, Ascomycota, Eurotiomycetes, Onygenales, Onygenaceae.
AUGUCUUCAGCAUCGUCGAUGGGUUCGAACGACAGUUAUAUCCUACCUAGCACCACGUAUGACGGCCCUCGGUCGGUCAGAGUGUUUUGGCCUGAGAAAUAUGGAGCGAUUGAGCACACCACUGAAAGCGGUCCUCAACCUCUCGAGGAACCUGCACCUGCAGCGCAAGGAAAUCCUGUUUCCACACACGGAUACCUCGGCGCCGAAAAGCGCAACGAGGUUGUUUCAACCUACCAAGAACCUAGCCCAUCCUUCGAGGAACGGAAAAGCCGGAGGCGUCAGACUAUUGUGGAAGCAUGCUCCAAGGUCUAUGGAAUUGCCAAAGUGGUUUUGGAGAUCCAAAUGGCAGUUGGUGCAGUUAUCGAUAGUACUCCGACCGGGAUCAAAUUUUAUAUUGAUCGAGUAGAGAAUAUCAUGGCUCACAAGUCCUGUUCGAAGCUCCUGGGCGCAGUGGAAGAUCUCUACUAUGCGACUUAUGCGACACUCAACAUAGAGAUCAAAAACGUCGAACUUUGCGAGGGUUUCCAUUUCGAUAUCAGGAGCCUGGCCCCAAACAACAAAUUCAACGCCAAAGAAUGCUUGCCAGAACCAAGUCACUUAAGAUUAAUCUUCCAGGCAUGCAAAGAUUACCUGGCUUCUGACAACAUUCGGCAUCCUCUUCAUCGAGAGAUUAUUCGCCGGAAGCAAGCAGAAUAUGUUUACCAGACCGUGAAAAUGAGCAGACAAGCAGGCCAUGUUCCCGAAAACGAAGAGGCUUUCCGCCAGUACAUCCAGAAUAUGGUGACGAACCCAGAAUCACCAUAUUGCCGUCAAUGGACUGGACUUUGUCCAAUUUACGAUGCGGCUCCAGCCAUGGUCCUUGGAACGUUGUCCGAAAAGUAUCUCAGCGUUCUUGCCAAGGAAGAAAAAAGAGAGCAGAUAAAAUUCAAGAAGCAAACUGCGGAACGUCACAGCACCGAUUCGGCCCAUGAGGAAUGGAGGCACAUUACAUCCAACCGCGAAGCAGCUUACGCUAUGCUCCACGGAAUGCCGGUUGGAGAAUACCGAAGACAAGAAGGAAAAAUGGCACUCAGUGCCUAUGUCAAAGAAAAUCUAUGCAUCUGUUUCGGAUACUGCGAAUGCUCCCGCAGAUGCACGCUCAAAGGAGGCAGAAAAUGCCCCUGCAGUUCCCGGCUGAGUGUGAUCUGCGAUGCUCACAACGUGGACGAGAAAGAAUGCUUCAUCGAAAAAUGCGCGGAUAUUGCAGCAGCCGUUUUUGACCGUCUAUCAGCGGUUAGACGAGGCGCAAGCGUUUUCCAGAUGGCGACGGAGCUCGACAUGCGCCUUGAUCGUUUUCAUGAAGCGGUCGUUGAAUAUCGGCAACAAAGCGAAAAGGCAUCCUCCGACGAUGGAUCGAAGCGACGUUCGGAUUUUUAA